Messenger RNA from Crotalus tigris (Tiger rattlesnake), 2202 nucleotides. RefSeq names its product olfactory receptor 5V1-like. Gene Ontology annotation, cellular component: membrane. The record is from RefSeq and is a predicted model, not a curated record. Gene Ontology annotation, molecular function: olfactory receptor activity; G protein-coupled receptor activity. Gene Ontology annotation, biological process: G protein-coupled receptor signaling pathway. NCBI's taxonomy places the organism in Eukaryota, Metazoa, Chordata, Lepidosauria, Squamata, Viperidae. The transcript has 2 exons. The coding region runs from base 514 to 1434 and encodes 306 amino acids.
CUGUUUCUUCCUUCCUCUGGGAUAUGUGUGUGUAUGAUGGAAGUGUGCUUUCUCUUCUAUUGUAUCUGUCCUUUGGUUUUUAUUAUUAUUAUUAUUAUUAUUAUUAUUAUUAUUAUUAUUAUUAUUAUUAUUAUUAUUAUUUGGGGGAGGUGUUGUUUCUAUUUAGUUUCUUUUUUUCCUUUUUAAAGAAAAAUAGUUUUUAUCAUUUUUUUAAUUUCUUUUUUUCUUUUAAAUAUGAAGAAUUAAUGAGCUCUUUCUUGUAAAAACAACCACUGGAGGAAUAAGCCUCUGAUAAUUAUUGGCAAAGAGUUUUCAUACCUCCUCGGAGAUACCAUUUUUGUAGGAUUGAGGAAUGCAUACUCUAUACAGAAUGGAUAAUAAUACAUCAGGAGUAAAUUCUGCCAAUUGAUUUUGUUCACUGAAAAGAAGGAUAAAUAAAUGAACUUUAAGUAGAGGGUAUUAUGUAGUCCAUAUCUUCAUGUUUAUUUCAAGAGGUAAGAUGAAUAAAUAAAAAUGGAGAACCAAACUGAUUCAUUGGUCUUCCUUUUUGUUGGAUUUUCCAAUGAUCCUCAACUACAGAUCUUUCUUUUCCUGAUCUUUUCAAUCAUUUUUCUACUCACGAUGUCAGGAAACAUCACAAUAAUUUUGAUCAUUAGAAUGGAUCCUUCCCUCUCCACACCCAUGUAUUAUUUCUUGUCUCAUUUGUCCUUUGUUGAUGUCUGUUACUGUACAGAUAUUGUUCCUAAGAUGUUAGUGAACUUUCUUAUGAAACAUAACAAAAUUUGCUUCACCAACUGUGUUAUGCAAAUGUUUUUCAGUCUUCUAUUAAGUGUUACAGAAGUUUUUAUACUCUCAGCAAUGGCAUAUGAUAGAUACACUGCUGUUUGUCACCCACUUCAUUACAUAAUGAUCAUGAAUAAAGCAUUAUGUACUUAUUUGGUUAUUGGAGCAUGGAUAAUGGGCUUGUUGUUUGCAAUCAUAAACACAGUUCCCAUAUUUGGUAUACAGUUCUGUGGCCUUUCUGAAAUUAAGCACUUCAGCUGUGAACUUCCACCAUUAUUGAAAGCAUCUUGUUCUGACACUUUUCUUAAUAAUGGGAUUCUUUUAUUUUCUGUAUUGGCUUUUGGACUUGGUUCCUUUUUACCAACUUUGAUCUCCUAUAUUCACAUUAUCAUCAGCAUUAUGAAGAUCCAUUCUGUAGAGGGCAGAAGAAAAAUUUUCUCUACCUGCAGCUCUCAUCUCAUUGUUGUGGGUUUGCUAUACAUGACUGGAAUGUCUCAAUACAUGAAAGCCAGCAGUGUAUCUUCCAUUACGCUGGAUGAGCUUUUUUCUAUUCAGUACAGCAUUUUGACCCCCAUGUUGAACCCAAUUAUCUAUAGUCUGAAAAAUAAGGAAGUGAAGAGGGCACUUAAAAGAAUAUUUACAAAAAGGUAGAAUGCUAGAAUUGUUUUUAUGCCAGUGUUGCUUUAUUUUGUAGACAUUUUUAUUGAGUUUAUGUUAGAACUGCUGUAAAUUAUGUUCCUAUAUUAUCAUUGUUUCAAAAAGGUUUUGAGUUACUCAUGAGAAACCUAAGCUUUGUUAUUCUACUUUAGUGAGUUUAGGGCUUACAUGUUAAACUUAUUAUUAUUUCAUGUGAACACUUUCAUUAUCACUGUCCAUUCUAUGUGUGUAUAGAUUUAAGUGUUUGUCAAUUGGGCUUCUCUGUUUUGAUGGCCAUUUAUUUUUCAAAGGAUAUCUUGCUUCCACUCAAUGCAUGUUUUUAUCUCUUGAUUAAAAUUUGAAAAGUCUCAAUUUAUACCCUAAAUAUAUAAAGUGCAUUAUCAACUGAUAAUUUAUGACCUAAUUCUUUAGCAAAUUCAUAUGUAUAUUUUAUGAGCUUGCCUGGAUCUUUUUUAUCCAUUUUUCCCCCAAUAUGUUUUUAAGCUGGUAAAGAUUAGUGAAUUGCAAACUCAGAGUGUGAGGAUGUUUCCAUAGUGAUAAUUCUUUCUUUUGGGGACAAUUCUAGCCAUUUUUUUCCCUUUUUGGUAUAUUCUGAGAGAUAUUAAAUAAAUAAAUAAAUAUUAAUUAUCCCUAAAAGAAUGGCUACAUAUCUGCUGAAAUACUUUCAUCAGAAUUUACUAGAUUGAAUAAAUUAUAGAAUAAGAAUAUUUUCAUGUGGGUAUAUUCAUACUUUCAAAAGAACUAUUAUAUCCUUUUGCCCUG